GCACCGUUGGUGUGGGACGAUCAGCUGAUAGUAAGGGCAAAGUCCUCACUAGAAUACUCUUCUUUGGUUCACUUUUUCCCCACAUACUUAACAGUUUACAUGGUUUGAGUGCAUUUAUUAAACGAACAGCUCAAAAUGUCUGCUUUUAAACUAUCCCAGGUCGUAACUCUCACGAACAGAUCAUACAGCACCAAACCGCAACUAAACGAAGUAGUCAUAAUUUCGGCGGCUCGCACCCCAAUUGGGUCAUUCCUCGGUUCCUUAUCCUCUGUCCAUGUCUCUAAAUUGGGGGCAACAGCAAUCCAAGGUGCCGUUGAACGCGCCGGUAUUCCAAAAGAAGAAAUUAAAGAAGUCUACAUGGGGAAUGUGUGCCAGGGAGGUGUGGGCCAGGCGCCGGCACGGCAGGCAACCCUCUUUGCGGGGUUCCCCAAGUCGACAAUAUGCACCACAAUUAACAAAGUUUGCGCUUCUGGAAUGAAAUCCGUUAUGCUGGCGGCCCAAAGCCUCCAAGCUGGCCACCAGGAUGUGGUUUUAGCCGGCGGAAUGGAGUCAAUGUCCAACGUGCCAUACUACUUGAAAAGGGGGCCCACGCCGUACGGAGGAGUGAAUUUAAUAGACGGAAUAGUCUUUGACGGCCUCACCGACGUUUACAACAAGUUUCACAUGGGGAAUUGUGCCGAAAAUACGGCCAAAAAGCUGGGAAUCACGCGUCAACAGCAGGACGAUUUCGCAAUUUCGAGUUACAAAAGAAGCGCCGAGGCUUACGCAAGCAACCAAUUUGCGUCAGAAUUAGUCAGUGUGAGCGUGCCCCAAAAAAAAGGGCAACCCGAUUUGGUGUUUGCCGCCGAUGAGGAGUACAAAAGGGUCGAUUUUAACAAAUUUUCCAAACUUGCGACGGUCUUCCAAAGGGAAAAUGGCACUGUCACCGCCGGAAACGCCUCGACUCUUAACGAUGGGGCUGCUGCUCUUGUUCUCACAUCUGCGGACGCUGCCAAAAGACUCAACGCGAAGCCUUUGGCCCGCGUUGUGGGCUUCGAGGACGGCGCGUGUGACCCCAUUGACUUUCCGAUAGCCCCAGCAGUGGCCAUUCCGCGUCUUUUGAGCAACACCGGUGUCAAAAAGGAGGACGUGGCCCUUUGGGAGAUUAAUGAAGCUUUCAGCGUUGUGGUUUUGGCCAACCAGCAACUCCUAGACAUAGACCCGGCCAAAGUGAACGUGCAUGGGGGCGCUGUCAGUUUGGGGCACCCGAUUGGCAUGUCCGGGGCGCGACUUAUUGUCCACCUGGUCCACGCGUUGAAACCGGGCCAAAAGGGGGUUGCUUCGAUUUGUAACGGUGGUGGAGGCGCUUCUUCGGUUAUGAUUGAGAAGUUGCAAGAGAAUCUGCCGCGUAAUCAGCUACCGAAAUUAAUAUUGUACACCAAAGACCCUUGUCCUUUGUGUGACGAAGUCAAGGCCAAACUGGGGCCUUAUCUUAGUAGAGUACAGUUUGAAACUGUUGAUAUUACGAAAAAAGAGAAUGUGAGGUGGUUGAAGUUGUAUAGGUUUGAAAUACCUGUGCUUUUUUUGAACGGGGAGUAUUUGUGUAAACACAGUUUGGACGAGAAAUUGUUGGAGGAAAAGCUCAACUUGAUCGAAAACAGAUAAUUAAUUUUUCAAUAAACGGAAGAACUUGCCCGAAUGUGAGAUGAUUGAGAAAAGGAAUUAAUGGACGGACACCUUGACCCUUCCUUGAAUACAAAUCUGACGUUUAAUUUUGAAUAAAGCUUUGUAUGAUUG
Molecule: messenger RNA, 1776 nt
Organism: Tribolium castaneum (red flour beetle)
Lineage: Eukaryota; Metazoa; Arthropoda; Insecta; Coleoptera; Tenebrionidae
Gene: Acat1
Product: Acetyl-CoA acetyltransferase 1
Exons: 3
Coding region: 136-1644 (502 amino acids)
Biological process (GO): fatty acid beta-oxidation
Cellular component (GO): mitochondrion
Molecular function (GO): acetyl-CoA C-acetyltransferase activity
Source: RefSeq, a predicted model, not a curated record